Molecule: messenger RNA, 1113 nt
Organism: Triticum urartu
Lineage: Eukaryota; Viridiplantae; Streptophyta; Magnoliopsida; Poales; Poaceae
Source: RefSeq, a predicted model, not a curated record
AACCCAUACUUUCCUAGCUAGCCAUGGAGAACGCCGAACACCACGACGAAGCCACCACCAUCCUCUCCCUUUCCCCUCCCCCUACGUCGGCGCCCCUCUCCCCGCCGAUAUCCCCCAACUUGGUGGCGCUGGCGAACGCGCGCUGGGUGCCCACCAGGGAGCAAAUCGCGGUGCUGGAGGGGCUGUACCGCCAGGGGAUGCGCACCCCCACCCCCACCGCGAGGCUGCAGGAGCACGGCCCUAUCGAGGGCAAGAACGUCUUCUACUGGUUUCAGAACCGGCUGCGCCAGAAGCAGAAGCAGCAGCAGAGAUCCGACUACUUCGCUAGGCAGCUCCGCCGUCCCCAGCCGCUGCCCACGCUCCGCAGGACCCCCGGCCACGCCUUCUCCCCGGUCCAGCUGCAGGCGCCGCCGGCGCCGAACACUCCUGCGUGCAACGGAGAAGCAAUGUACAUGCAGCAGCCAUGCUACAUGUCAGGGUCAGCAGCACAGGACGCGGCUAAUGCAACCUACUACUCACAGAUGCAGCCGCAGAUAAUGUAUCCGAGUGCGGAGAUGAUGGCGCAUGGCAAUGUACAGGCACAGGCGCAAGCCGCCACGUACUACCAGGCAGCAUCUCCGAACAACUCCAACACUCAACAACUGCGCAUACUCCAGUGCCCCCCGGCCGCCGGCAGCUACGGGGCGCUUGACGCCUACUCCCACCGCCCCGUGCUUCUGAAUCUGUUCCCACAGUACCCCACUUUUGCAAAUCGCAGGAAGACCCGCCGCGUCGGGAGCGUUGGCUCCGUGAGGCCAUCGACCUCAGGGUCGAUCUCUUGGGAGACGGAGAGUCCCAAGAUCCCCAACAGACACAUUGCUAUCGAUCUAUGACAUCUUUGGUGAAGGCCACUCAAGGUGAUGCAUGAUUGCUGAUAUGCUCGACAAGUACUUUGCUGAAAUCAUAUAGGCUAUCUCUCAGUCUCAUGGACAAGCCAUUGAGUAGAUGUUCCGGUUUUCUUUCAUGGGAUAUUUAGUUGGAAUGUUGGUUUACUUAGAUAAUUAUGAGGAAAAUGUGUAUUGCUUCAUAAACUUGAAGCGUGCAUUGGAAACCUUGUUAAAUUUCAUUGAGUUA